AUGGCUUCCGGGCGCCCCUGGCUGCUGCUGGCCCUCGCCCUCGCCCUGCCGCUGGCCGCCGCUCGUGGGCCCUGGACCAGGGCCAGCACCUCGUGCCACAUGGCGGCCACGGGCAGCCGCGCCCGGUUCCGCAGUUUCCUGUGGCGGCGGCCCGACGGGGCGCCGCCGGUGCUGCUCCAAGGCGCGUGGGACGCGCGCGGGCACCUGCUGGGCUGCGCCUGGCGCGCGGAGCCGGCGCUGACCGCCUCGUACCGGCAGUCCUGCGCGCAGCUGCCUGUGCCGGGCGGCGGCCCUCUGGAGCGCGCCUUUUGGGGCCCGGCACUCCGGCGCGAUCUGGAGGUCUUGGCUGAGCAGAAGGACUCCUGCUGGGGAGCGCAGCGGCCGGGCCCGAGCGGGGGCGGGAGGGCCAAGCGAGCGGCGGCGCCGGCGGCGGGAGCAGGCAGACGCAAGCGGGUCCGACGCGGCUGGACCAUGCCGGGGACGCUGUGGUGCGGCGCGGGCGACUCGGCGGGCAACUUUUCCGAGCUGGGGGUUUUCCAGGGCCCAGAUGUUUGCUGUCGAGAACAUGACCAGUGUGAAGCUCAGAUAGCUGCCCUGGGAUACAAGUAUGGGAUGCGCAAUUACCGAUUCCACACCAUCUCUCACUGUGACUGUGAUGCUCGGUUCCGGCAGUGCCUGAUGAGCCUCAAUGACACCAUCUCCAACUUCAUCGGCAUCAGCUUCUUCAACCUGCUGGAAGUCCCGUGCUUUGUCCUGGAGGAGAGCGAAGAGUGUGUGGAGUGGCACUGGUGGGGCGGGUGUAAGAGGUACGGCCCAAUGCCUUUGGCGCACCUGGUUGAACAGAACCACUACCAACCUGUCCUGCCAUUCACUGAGAACUCUGACAUGGCUGCGUCUCCUCCUCCCCGUCCUGGAAGGCAUAGGGGCAAGGGCAGGAAGCGCGGUCGAAAGAACCACCGGAAGCGCCCUGGGCAGGAGGCUGCUGAGAGACAGAGGCUGGAUCAAGAACAGGACAGGGGGCAGGAUUUGAUCUCUCCACAGAUCCCUGUUUCCAGGCUAGAUCUGAACAGAUCCUCUCAAGCACCCACAAGCCCGAGGACUAUCUCUGCCACCAGGGGAACCAUGGCCUUGUUACCUGCCUUUGGGGCUACAGCAGAACCAGGUCUGUUGAAGACGGGGGCUACUCCCUCGGUGGAGCAUCUGGGCACCCAGCCAGCCCAUCUGAAUGAAACCAGGCAGCCCAGUGUGGUGAUGCAGACAGAGAAACCAUUCUGGGUCACCAGCAGACACAGAUACACCACUGUGCCAGGAAGCCCAGCUCCAUCACAGAGCUGUAACUGCUACAGGCGCCUGGAUCAAUGCCCGUACAGGAUAGCACCCAACGAAGUCAAGUACCACCUGCACAACUUGGACUUCCGCACUCUCUUCCACUGCAACUGCACCCGCAGGUUGGCCCGGUUCCUACGCAAGACGAAGGGUCCCAAUGAGGUGGAGGAGGAGGUCCUGUCUGACUACGUCUCCUCCUCCUGUUUUCUGUUCCAAGCCCCGCCGGGCUGCAUGGCGGGAGAGAAAGAGCACCUCAAUUGCAUCGACGUAGGCAGAGCCAUCUUGGCCCCUGCCCGCCAUCUCACUAACAGGCUGACGCGGAAACAACCAGGUGCCUCCUUCAAGGUGAAGCGGCAAGAACGGACACCACCGGGCAGGCCUGUCCAGCUAUAUGAAAAGUGUAUGCAGUUGGCAAAGGCCCCGCACCCCACCAUGCCCCGCUGAGCUGGAGACAGAAUUUCCAAGUGGACGUGGUGAAUGUGGUGGGUAGAGAAAGGCCUAGCAAUGGGCCAUCUCCAAUUCAGGCCCCAGAUUGACUGAGCUUCCCUGGUGGAACGCACACUGCUCCAGGGCCUGCUGUGACUUUUGGACUGCCUCUAUUGUUCUGCUGGACUGUAUCACUAGGAGUAGCAAAAGAACCCCUCUUUGGGGGCAAAGCACAGGAAUUACCUCCACAGACACAAAAUCUGUGCUCCCCAUCUGCUCCUCACCUCAAGUCUUGAAU
Molecule: messenger RNA, 2050 nt
Organism: Eublepharis macularius
Lineage: Eukaryota; Metazoa; Chordata; Lepidosauria; Squamata; Eublepharidae
Gene: PLA2G3
Product: phospholipase A2 group III
Exons: 7
Coding region: 1-1770 (589 amino acids)
Biological process (GO): arachidonate secretion; phospholipid metabolic process
Molecular function (GO): A2-type glycerophospholipase activity
Source: RefSeq, a predicted model, not a curated record